AGAGAGAGAGAGCUGUAUAAGCGAGCCUUCCUGCCCCAACUUGCUUGGAAAAAUAUUCAGCUGACGGCAGAGGGAGAUGGGUAGACAGAGGGAGUUGCCGCCGCCGCCGCCGCCGGGUUGCCAUUCUGUCUCUCUCUAAGAGUACCCCUCCUUUCGCCGUGUAGACCCGCCACCUCAUCACCGUCACAGCUUUCAAAGAGAGCAGCUUUACGUGCUUAAUGUCAAGGAGAGCAGCUUUACGUGCUUAAUUUCAAAGAGAGCAGCUUUACGUGUUUAAUCUUGUCGGGUUUGAUCUUUUCUGCCGAAAUGCUUGGCAUUCCUAGAUUCUACAGAUCAUUAUGUUGCGUGCGAAGCAGAUCACUAACCUCUCCAACAGUGCUCGGUCAUUCUUUGUCAGUGGGUCUCGCUGUGGUACAGCAGAAGGAAGUUCAUGUUCAUGCUCUGAAGAUGAGACCUGCAUUCCUAGGAGACAGCAGCCUAGGAACGAUGCACCUGUCGUACAAAAGCCGCCCACCUUAGUCUCCACAGCUUCAGCAAAAGCUGGAGCCUUUGCUUCUGCAGAAAAUGUAAAGCUGAGGCCUUCUCAUGAAGUUGACAACAUACCACAAGCUGUAUCUACUAGUCCUACUCUCAGGGCAGAGAAAUCUGGGCUCAUCAAAUAUGCUGCUGAUGCGGAUGUUUCCGGGCACUCGUCGUCUCCUCAGAUGUCUGAUCAACUUUUCCGGGCAGGUAUUGUUGCUGUGAACUUUCUGAACGACCUCGUAAACUGUAAGAUUGCCUUGUCAGAUGGAAGCGGAGCAUUAACGCCAUCCUCCCAAAAAUAUAUGGUCGAUCCCUCUAGGCCUGUUGCAAACGUGAAGCCAUCUAAUGUGAAGACUGUUAGGAGGGAGAGAUUCCAAAAGGUUCACCAAAGACCAUCAACAGGAAGCUCAAAUUGUUCAAGUCACUACAAUGCAAGGGACUACAAGGGAGAUACCAGAGCUGGGAAAUCCAAUUCUGAGGGUUUCAAGGGCUUCAAUGAUACUGGAACUGGAAAUUCAGUCAAAAAAUCUGUAUUUUCAGAUGCUCCAAACAGGAGGACAAGUAUUCUGCAACGACCGAAGACAUACUCGAAUAAUUUCUUGCAUUCCAACCCUGUGCAAGUUCCAGAGACAAGGGUUGCGGAGAGUUUUGCGGGAUCUGUGAAGGAUGCUAGAACGCUGACGGGGAUCGUCUCUAACCCAAGGCAGUUUGCGAAUACAGCCAGCAUGGUGGAUCGUAUUUCGCGGAUAUUAAUGCAGAUGGAGUGGGGCCCACAUGCAGAGGAGGCUCUCCAAAGGCUUAACUGCACGAUCGAUGCGUAUCAAGCGAACCAGAUUUUGAAGAAACUGCAAGACUAUGGAGUGGCUCUUGGUUUCUUCCAUUGGUUGAAAAGGCACCCUGGAUUUAAGCAUGAUGGGCACACCUACACCACCAUGAUUGGAAUCCUCGGCCGUUCAAGGCAGUUCGGAGCAAUCAACAAGUUGCUUGAUCAGAUGGUCAGGGAGGGUUGCCACCCGAAUGUUGUCACUUAUAACCGGUUAAUUCACAGUUAUGGCCGGGCAAAUUACUUGAAGGAGGCGAUGAGUGUCUUCGAGCAGAUGCUGGAAGAGGGAAUCGAACCUGACCGAGUCACAUACUGUACGUUGAUCGACAUUCACGCAAAAGCUGGGUUCCUUGACAAUGCCAUGGACAUGUACAGAAGAAUGCAAGCUGCAGGUCUCUCUCCCGACACAUUCACGUAUAGCGUUAUGAUCAAUUGCCUUGGAAAAGCUGGCUAUUUAGUGGAUGCCCACAGGUUGUUCCAUGAGAUGGUCGAUCGUGGAUGCGUCCCCAAUGUGGUCACCUAUAAUAUAAUGAUCGCUCUGCAGGCCAAGGCCCGAAAUUAUGAGAAUGCACUGGAGUUAUACCGUGAUAUGCAGAAUGCAGGAUAUGAGCCUGACAAGGUUACAUACAGUAUUGUGAUGGAAGUCCUUGGUCACUGUGGCUAUCUGGAGGAGGCGGAGGCAGUUUUUCGUGAGAUGGGCCGUAAGAACUGGGUGCCUGAUGAGCCUGUUUAUGGUCUCUUAGUGGACCUGUGGGGAAAGGUGGGUCAGGUUGAGAAGGCCUCAGAAUGGUAUCGCGCUAUGCUUGAUGCAGGCCUCCGCCCGAAUGUGCCCACUUGCAAUUCCUUGCUUGGGGCAUUCCUUAGGGUCCACAGGCUCUCUGAUGCUUACGAUCUUCUUAUAAACAUGCUCCACUUGGGGCUAAGCCCAUCGCUUCAAACUUACACUCUUCUUCUCAGCUGCUGCACUGAGGCUCGGUCGUCAUUUGACAUGAGCUUCUGCUGCCAGCUCAUGGCGAAGACGGGCCACCCAGCUCACAUGUUCCUGCUCUCCCUGCCUGCAUCAGGGCCGGAUGGGCAGAAUGUCCGGGACCACAUGGGCAGGUUCCUGGACUUGAUGCACAGCGAGGACCGUGAGAGCAAGAGGGGGCUAGUGGACGCUGUUGUGGACUUUCUCCACAAAUCGGGCCUCAAGGAAGAGGCAGGAUCCGUGUGGGAGGUUGCUGCAGAGAAGAACAUGUACCCUGAUGCCAUCAGGGAGAAGGCUUCAUGCUAUUGGCUCAUAAACCUCCACGUGAUGUCAGAGGGCACUGCUGUGACUGCUCUUUCCAGGACACUCGCUUGGUUCCGCCGGCAGAUGCUGGUCUCGGGCGUGAGCCCCACAAGGAUAGACAUAGUUACGGGAUGGGGGAGGCGGAGCCGUAUCACAGGAUCAUCCCUCGUGAGGCAAGCUGUCCAGGAGCUACUCAACCUGUUCAGCUUCCCUUUCUUCACGGAGAAUGGAAACACCGGCUGCUUUGUCGGGUGCGGGGAGCCGCUCAACAGGUGGCUUCAUCAGUCUUAUGUGGAGAGGAUGCACUUAUUAUGAUAGUCUGAACGUUUUUUGUUCAGUACUACUCCAGCGGAGGAAGACCUGUAGUUUUGUUGUGGAGGUAGGGCAAGGGAAGCUGCCAGGCAAGGCUAGCCUCGGCGCAAUUGCUUGUAUUUAAAACUUAAAACUUGCACUGCAGAUUAAUGUUUAGUUGAGUUAUGUAAAUCGGACAGUGACUGUAGUCGCCAUUGGCUGAACUCGGGUAGUUCUGGCCGAGCCUUUGCUGCCACUGGGGGCUCUUCAUGUCUGAAGGUGCUGUAGCUAUCAGUAUGUUCUGUUCAAGGGAAUGAAUUAUUAGUGAUUUUCUUCUG
This is a messenger RNA of Punica granatum (pomegranate), 3244 nucleotides long. NCBI's taxonomy places the organism in Eukaryota, Viridiplantae, Streptophyta, Magnoliopsida, Myrtales, Lythraceae. The record is from RefSeq and is a predicted model, not a curated record.